AUGGCAGUCUCUAAACAACCUGCCAUCACUCCAGAAACUUCGAGUGGAGAAGGACUGGAUGAAGAACCUACUUCAAGAGGAGAAGCUAAAUGGAAGCGUUUUCAUCCCCUUCGAGUAGUACGGAAAAUUUUCCGACGAAGAGUUAAGAGGGAUCCAACAGUUGCUUCAGACACAUCAAAAAAGUCCUGGUCAACUAGCGAGCUUCAAAGUGUUCAAGAUGAUAAUGUCGGGAAAUGUGAUGUUACAUCGCCCUUGAAAUUAGGACUAAGUGUAUCCCAUGAUAGCAUUUUCUCGCCUGAAAGCAAUGCAAAUGUUGGCAGUGAAGAAAUAGAUGUUCCUCGUGGCUCAUCCCUAUCGGUGCGACAUACAUCUAUGAAAAAUAUGUUUAAGGACGAACUUUUUACAAGAAUUCGAGCAAGGAGAGAUUCUGAUGAUGAUGAUGAUGAUGUUGGAUUACCUCAUAGUCCUUGUACUAGUCCCACAACUGUUGAUGUUCUUUCACAUGGUUUUAAAGAAAAAUCAACAAAAUCACACUCAAGUUACAGCGCUGGUAGUUUAAUAAGUAUGGGAAGCUCAGAAAAUGAUGAUGAUUCAGCAGGUCAUUCUUCUGGUCAUUCAUCACGAAUGUCGCUAUUAGACAGAAGAUCUUUAGAUUCAGAAGGUGAACCAGAACUCAGUCAGUCUGUGCCCCUAAAUCAUAAUGCCGCACAUCAUAAAAUUGCCGUUCGUCCCAAGCGAACAUAUGGUCUUCCAAGAAGACGCAUGAAUCAGAUUGCUGCAGCAAAAGUUAACCCUCUUCCCUCAACACCCGAAGUCACAGAAGAUCACACUAAAAGCUUUUCUGAAUUCAAUACUGCUGAAACCAUUAAAGCUGAAUAUUCAUCUACUUUCAUAAAAGAGUCAUCUGAUUCAGGACAGUCAGAGUUUCACCUAUCCUCUCAUAUGGAGUCUUCAUAUACAUGCAAGGAAAUUACUGCCAUUUCUAAAGAAAGCAAAGUGGAACAGAUAAAUGAGGAUUUGUUUUCAGAAACUUCUCAUGCAAUAGCAAGUAAACGAAGCGCAGAUGCCAAAACCUUCAGUGAAGCAUUUCACAAUGGCCUUAAAGCUCCAACUCCUAACAUUGUGAGUAAACAGGAAGUGGAAGUCACGUACACACAUAAAGCAGAAAAUGUUUCAGAAUACCUAACACAGAAUGCUUCUUGCAGAAUGAGUGGAUUGACACAAAACUUUUCAAAUAAGUGCCAUGAUGAACCUGAUCCCUUAGAAAGUUUUAAACUAGUUAAAAAUAGCCUUCAAGAAGAAAAAAGUGAUAUUGUUGAUAAUUUAGGUUUUAAUCAAAGUGAGACAAAUAUUAGUGUUUCAUCUCUUGUAAAAAACAUAGAGCAAUCAGACACUUUUAAAACUUCUGAAAGCACACAAAAGCAGGAUGAAAGUAAGUCAGAGUCUAGAAACACUAACUAUAUGCAUGAAACCAACUCAAUUAACAAACCUGACAUUCGUGAAGAAGAAAAGUUCUCUGUGAAACAAAAAAGUGAAUGUAUUCAGGAAACUGAGCAAAAUAUUGAAAGGAAAAUGUAUGAACAUAGAGUCGUUACCAAACAAGAUGAACUUAAGGCAAUCACUAAAGAAUGUUUUGUGGAUACCAUGAAAAAAGCUACUGUUGCUGAAAAGUUGGAUGUAGAUAGUGAAUUCAUUUUAAAGCCAAUACGAAAAGACAUGAAACAAGAAGUUGAACCCGACUUAACAAAGGAAACUGCAAUAGAGAGACAAGAAGAGAAUUUAUCUCAUUGUCUUGAAGAGGAAAGUAUAAUGAGCAACAAAUCAUUAAAAACAGGACUGGAAGAAAGUCGCAUAUUUAUUUCUCAUCAUUCUUCUUUUGACAGUGAUUUAAAAGAUAUGCUAGUCACUGAAACUCAUAACUUUGCAACUGUAGAGGACAAAAGUGGAAUAUCAGUUCAGACACCUGGGGAUAGAACUAGUGAUACAAGAAAAAGUUUAUCUGAGCAUUUUAUAAGUGCUGUAGGCAUUUCAACAUCCACAACACCUAUUACUGAUGUCACUGUGAGCUCCACAUCAACGCUUUGUGAUAAUAAAUUGAUGGAAGACAAAAUUACAAUUUCUGUCAAUUCAAAACCUAAGCAGAGCUCUCAUAGAAAAGAUAGUAUUAAAAGCAUUAAGUCAGAAGCUGUAGAUUCACAGAUACCGAAGCUGUCUGAAAAAUUAAAUCAAGAUAAAGUGCAUGCAAAAGAGAAAAAUUUCAAACCUUCCUUAAAAUCUCACUUACCUGAGGUUAAUUCUAGUUCAUCUCACACAAAAACAUUAAAUUCACAGAAGCGAGUUUCAGUUGAAAUUGUUCCUUUCAGCCAAAGAAUGAAAGAACGAAAAUAUCAACCAAUUUCUUUUGCUAAUAAAGAAAGUCCUGAUAUUGCUAAAAAGAAUACAGCUGUGUCAAUUGAAAGAAAACUUUCUGAUCGUAAAGUAACUACUAAAAACAAAGAAUUAGAUAAAUCAAAUAAUCGACAUUCCUUUUCUGGGGCCUUGACAACAGAAAGUAAAAGAGAAGGGGAUUGUGCAAUUGCUAAGAAAAUAACCAAGACUGAAAAUGUUCAAUAUCCUGUUCAAAUUCGAAUACAUAAAACAGUUCCUAAACCAGAGAUUAAAGAAAAAACUUUGUCUGAUUCCAAUGUCUUGAAGGAAGUAAAAAAUACUUCUUCAGAAGUAAAAUUUCAAAUGCAAUCUUCUAAGUUAUCUCAAACUGAAAUGAAAGCUACUAAAGAUGAAAAAAGGAUUGUUGAAAACACUGCUAAAUGGGAAAUUAAAAUUCAGCCAUCUGUAUCUCCUCAUUCUACUCCAUAUUCUGUGGAAAAUGAUGAAAGCAGCCCAUUGGUGUCUGAAAAUAGUGUGUCACCAGUGAAUGAAAUGCAGAAGCUUCACUUUAUAGGAAAUGAAAAUAAGGAUCAAUUAAACCUAGACCAAUCUAAUUCUAUUAAAAAUCAAGAUAACUCUAAUUGGAAAUCUCCAAAGGAGAGUCCAGCUGUUUUAUCUGAUGAUCCUGAACCUGAACUUCUUAGAGUAUUUGCUAGGCGCUCUAUAAAACAAAAGCAUUGUGAUAAAGAAAAGAAUGAAGAGAAAAGUGAUAAAUGUAUUUCUGAUACAGCUAGCAAUUUAACGACUACAGAGAAAGGGGAGGAAAGUAGUGAAAUGAUAAGCAUCUCUCACAAUAGUACAGUGAUUAAAAUCUCUGAAAUUUCAAAACCACAUAUCAUGAAACCGGACUUAAAGAAAAAGUCUAAGUCUUUCUGUGAAAAAGACAAAGUAGCUCCUCGAGCUGUGUCACCAUUAAAAGAAAUGAACUUGAUACGGAAGGAACUACCUGCUAAAGUAACUGCCACUGAUUCUUCAAAUAUUAGUGAAACUGUACAUCCACGUCAAAGAUUAGCCAGUGUUCCUGAUCUUCCAGUCACUUUGCCACCUGAUACUGAGCGACGAGGCUCAUCUAAAAGUUCCCAAUAUGAAUCCAGCAAUGAAAGCACCCCUCCACCAUCUAUAAAAGAUGAGGUUCUUCAUAAAACAAGUUCUGUUUGCACAUCGACCCAAAUGACAUCAAUGAAUGGUAGUUUUACUAGCUUAGGAGGGGUUAAAGAAAAUCAAGAAAUUCUUGGAAAUAAAGAUGCACAUGCUCCUUCUUGGUUACAACUAGCCCAACAGCGUCGUGAACUAAGAGAACAACGUGAAAGACUUCUUUUAGGUGGCUCUCCAAAUUCAUUCAUGGAUGCUUCCAAUAAGCCAUCUCGGUCCUCUAAAGUAUGGGAUAUGGUGAACAACUUUCAAAAACUUCAGAUGACUUAAACAGAAGAUAACUAAUUUUUACUUAACUAUUAUGCUAUAAGCUCAGCAAUGUAUAACUGUACAGUUAAGAAAUGACUGCUGCUUUUGACUUUAAUGUUAUGAUUGUGUGUUUUUGCAAUUUAAUACUAUGUAAAUGUCUAUCACGUGAUUAUUCAGUGAAGUAAAUCUGUAUAAUGUUUUAUCAUGCAAGUAUUACAUUAACAUCUUUAUGCAUGCCAAGGCCUAACCUGUAACAUAUUAUGAAAUGUUAACUGAUGACUUCAUAGUAAAAUUAGAAAAACAAAAAAUUGAAGUGGCAUUAAGGAAAUCAUUUUUAUAUAAGUAUCACAUUUAAGAUUUUCACAUACAUUUUUCUAUUGCAUGUUACAAAUUUUAAAAAAAAUAUUUCCUUUUGUAUAGAAAGGAUUCUUUUGCUAAAAGUGUAUUUGUGAUUUAAAUGUUUGGAUUAUUAUUAAAAUUCUACAUAGAUUUGAAAUGUCCGUUGUGAGAACAUCCAAAUUUUAAAUCUUGCUUUUGUAAGGUUUGUUUUAGCCACCUUCAAACAAUGUUUGCUAUUAAUGCAUUUUCUGCAGAAAAUCGUUUGCGAUGAUUGCUUCCAGUUCAAACUACAUUUCAUGGCAGUGUUUAAUUUGAAGUAAAUAUCAGCAUAAUGAAUAGACAAAAUACUUUUAGGCAGCAAAAACAUUGAUGUAUCUUACUG
Molecule: messenger RNA, 4549 nt
Organism: Uloborus diversus
Lineage: Eukaryota; Metazoa; Arthropoda; Arachnida; Araneae; Uloboridae
Product: enolase-phosphatase E1-like
Exons: 10
Coding region: 1-3849 (1282 amino acids)
Source: RefSeq, a predicted model, not a curated record